AUGGACCCUAACAACGCGGUUAGACCAGACUAUACGUUACCAGAGUUCCAUGGAGAACGACAACAAUUAAUUGACGAAGGCUUAUCCGAACAACAGGCCGUUCGAUCCUUGACAGCGUUAUGGAAUUUUAACAAUAACGCUGAGAAGGUACGUUGGACAGCUAGGCUAGAGCGCCUAGAAGAGGCUCGUCAGCGAGCCGAAGAAGACGAAGCCCAGAGGCAACAAGACCUUAAGGAUGAAGAAGAAGCAACUCGGUUAGAAGAUAGGAAGAAAAAUAAGAACAAGUACGCGCCUAUCAAGCGCGGAAAAGUUCCUUCUGACCCUACUAUCCUCCCGGCGCAGUACGCGACCAGGAGAUUGAAAGCAGGGGACUACUGCGAGUUGCACUAUUUCACCAACAAAGGCCUCGACGAGGCCAAGGUUUCAGCUUUAAUUGCCAAACCCGAUGCGCUGGUAAUGCUCCCAGCAUCAGAUGGGAUCCACUCAUGGGUUCUGGCUGCAGCAGUCAAAGAUCCCAAGGCGGCCCCAGUCACCAAAGAUGAAAAUCUUACCUGGGAAGAAUUUAACGAAGCGGCCCCAUGCAUAAUCUCAUUUAUGAAAGUACACGACUGGCCAGACGACAGAGUCAGCAUGCACAUCCAGUUCUGGACGGCUCUUCAAGCACACCGCUGGCGUCACGCACCGGACGUCCUCAAGCAAAAAGCUCUACUACUUUACCAGUCGCAACAGCGACGACGCUGGCACCUUACGGUGGGAACCGCGCAAGGUUGGAGUUUAGAGGAAAUAAACCAGGACCUGCUAAUCGAAGCGAGAGAGGAAUUAUUCAAUGAGAAACGGGACAAAGACACAGCAUUGGCGGUCCAGGUCAGUUAUAGACUCUUUUCAAAUGUUCCAGCGCUCAUCACACGCCUGUGCAUCGCACCGCUUCCACCCCUUUUCUUCCACCCCGCUGUGUUAUUUAAUUAA
This is a messenger RNA of Suillus fuscotomentosus, 966 nucleotides long. RefSeq lists its product as uncharacterized. Bases 1 to 966 code for a protein of 321 amino acids. The transcript has a single exon. NCBI's taxonomy places the organism in Eukaryota, Fungi, Basidiomycota, Agaricomycetes, Boletales, Suillaceae. The record is from RefSeq and is a predicted model, not a curated record.